AUGGGGCUCAAAAGGGUAUUUAAAAAGAAAGAGCCAGCGGAAGAAGUGAUCCAAAGACCUAAACAUAGAGAAGAGAAGUUUGGUGCAUUUAAAGAAUAUGCUCAAGAGAAACAAGCCAGAAAGCCUGGGCUUCAACCUGUGAAUCCAUAUGCGAAUAUUGGAGCUCAAAAUGGAGGUGGAGCCAAUCCUUAUGCCAACAACGAUAAUAAUAAUGAGAGUACGAGCAAUCCUUAUAGUGGUAAUGCCAAUACCAGUAACCCGUAUGGAGGUAAUGCCAGUAACCCAUAUGGAGGUAAUAAUGGUGCUAUGAAUGGAGGGCAACCACAAAGGUUGAACCUUGGACAAACGGCAACGUUUGCUUCAUCUUCAUCUAAUCCUUAUGCUAAUGCUAAGCCCUAUCAACCACCUUCGUCUAACAGAACUAGUACAUCUAGGAGUACUGGUGGUCGAAGCACGAGAGUUAACGAAUUCAAUGAUGACGAGUCCACUUUAGAUUUGAAUGAUAUUCCUUCUAAUCCUAUGCAAUCAAAGAAUAGACCCGUGAAUAGGAAACCCAAAACACCAUAUGACCCUAAUGAGCUUAAUUUUAAUCUGUUAGACUUGAAUCAAGAAGACCCGGAAGAUGAUCUUAACUUGGACGUUUUAGAUGUGCCAUCUGAAGAAGAACAAGUUAAUUCUGAAGACGAAGAGGUCGAUAGGAUUAAACAAGAUAUAAGAUUUGUUAAGCAAGAGUCUCUACAACUGACAGUCAAUACCCUUCGUAUGGCUCAAGAAGCAGAUGCUGGUGCAACCAAUACUUUAGGAAUGUUGGGAUCACAAUCUGAACGUUUAUACAAUGUGGAACAAAACUUACUUUUAUCAAAUACUCAAACCAAACUCGCAGACAGUAAAGUUGAUGAGUUACGUCGUCUUAAUCGGUCUAUUUUCGUUCCAACUUAUACACCAUUUACCAAGAAGAAGCGGUAUGAAGCAGCAGAACAGAAAUUGAAGGCUCAAUUGGCUACUGAAAAGUACACACGUGACCGGAACCGGUCCGGAAUGUAUGAGAGCGAACAACGUGUUAAACAAGGAUUAUCAAGUAACUCAACUAGUUCAGAAACUUAUAGAAGUUACCGCGAUCAACAACAUUUAGAGGCUGCCCAAAGGUACCAGAUUGAACCGGAUUCGGAAGAUGAUGAAAUGGAGAAACAAAUAGGUAACAACUUGGAUCAAAUUGGGAAUUACGCAAAGAAGUUGAACUCCACUGCCAAAUUGAUUGGACUGGAAUUGGAUAGUCAAAGCGAACGGUUGAAGAAGAUUGAAGAAGAUUCAGAUAGAUUAGAUAUUGACGUUCAUUUGAAUACCUCAAGAUUGAAGAAUAUAAGAUAG
Lizanozyma spartinae is the source of this 1368-nucleotide messenger RNA. It is a transcript of the gene SEC9, whose product is annotated as Sec9p. NCBI's taxonomy places the organism in Eukaryota, Fungi, Ascomycota, Pichiomycetes, Serinales, Debaryomycetaceae. The record is from RefSeq and is a predicted model, not a curated record. Gene Ontology annotation, molecular function: syntaxin binding; SNAP receptor activity. Gene Ontology annotation, cellular component: SNARE complex; plasma membrane. Gene Ontology annotation, biological process: vesicle fusion; exocytosis. The transcript has a single exon. Bases 1 to 1368 code for a protein of 455 amino acids.